AUGGAGAAAGAAGAAACGGACAAACCAACUCACAAUAAGAUUAAAAUGAACCUGGAAGAUAUCAUCAAAGAAUGGGAAACAGUUAUGCAUGAUGAGAUUGCUGAGUAUGCUGAGCAUAGAGUAGCAUCAGAUGAAGAAUUAUUUGCUACAGCAUACCAUAAAAUGGUACAUUCACCUGCUUUAGAAACAAUGCUCCAGUUAGAGCAUAUGUAUUCUAGAACAGUAGGACAAAAAACUGAUGAGAAGAAAAGACUUGUCCAAGAACUAUCUGAACGUCAGAGUCAUGAGAUGAAUGAUGCAGUAGAUAGAUUAGAUAAAGAUAUGACAGAAUCAAAAAUUAAUGAGCUAGUUGCAGAGCACUAUGAAGCUCAUUCUUUUCUUCAAGGAAAACUUACUAGUGAACUUGAUACUAUCAAAGAAGCUCAGAGAAGAGAGUACCGAGAAUGGUUGAUGCAAAUGCUUGAGCAAAACCAAACCAAUAGUUCAAUACCUACUCCCAAUUCACCUUUGACACCACAUGAAAUAAUUAUUCCCAAUCAAGUAUUUGAUAGAGGGUUAUCAGAUACACCUAUUCUAGAAGAAAGCUUCACUAUCCAUCUUGGAUCACAGUUGAAGCAAAUGCAUAAUAUAAGAAUUUUGUCUGCCAAUGUGAUGGAUCUCUGUGAAGUAAAAGACAAUAAGCUAUUUUCAGAACCUACUCCACAGUUACUGCAAACAGCUCUAGCCCUAUAUUCAAAUGACUUGUCUGGUUUGGUUUUACUAGCUGAUAAUAAAAUAGGUUCCAGAAUGAUAGAGGACUUCCAAGAUAUUUGUCAGAAAUCAACAGAAUUUCACUUUCCACAUAUAGAAGAUCAGUUGACAAAAAUUUCAGAUAUAGCACAGAAAUUCCUGAAAAAAGAACAGAAAAAUUUGAAUAGGUCACAUAGUGAACUUUUACAGCCUGGGGAUUUUUAUAUCACAAGGCACUCUAAUCUUUCACAAGUACAUGUUAUUUUCCACAUGGUUUCAGAUGAUAGUUUGAGAGGUUGUGAUAUAAACAGCAGACAUCCUGUAGUUUUAGGGCUGAGGAAUAUCCUGAAAACUGCAUGUUCCAAUGAUAUUACAUCACUGACCAUUCCCUUGUUAUUGCAAUAUGAGAUGACAGAGGAAAUGACUAUUUCAUGGUGUGAAAAGAGAGCAGAGCUUGUUUUCAAAUGUGUCAAAGGCUUUAUGAUUGAAAUGGCUUCCUGGGGAGGUUCAGAUUUGAAGAAUUUGCAAUUCAUGUUACCCCAAGGAAUUUCAAAUCAGGUGUUCCAUUCAUUGACAGAGAUGUUACCUAGAAUUUUUAAAGUUUCAAAUCCAAAAGUGUUGAAAUAA
Phaedon cochleariae (mustard beetle) is the source of this 1356-nucleotide messenger RNA. The record is from the annotation of a GenBank genome assembly. Lineage: Eukaryota; Metazoa; Arthropoda; Insecta; Coleoptera; Chrysomelidae.